AUGUUUCAGAAAUCGUCUUUAAUUAAAGCUCUGAGCUGGAAGACAAACAACUUUUUUAAAGCACCAGAUGGAGAGAAACCAUUUCAAAAAAUAUAUACUUCUUUCAAAGUAACAAGUGGAGUUGGUAUUUUACUUGGACUUACAAGGAGUUGCCUCACAGAUGCUAAUAUGUACAAUCAUAUCACUGUAGGAAGGGUCAUCCAUACUACGUUUCCAAUUGUGGGUUUUGGUUUUCUCUUUGCUAGUGGUACAUUUAUUGCAGGAAAUCUCAGAAAAAAAGAUGAUGAUUGGAAUCAUAUCAUAGGUGCACUUACGACUGCUCCAUUGGUUCGAAAAUUUUUUUCGUUUCAUACUACAGUGGUCAUAGUAACAUACAUGUGUAUCCUGGCAGCUGUUUGCAAAUCUUCAAUAAUGCACCUUAAAACGGAAGGGUUCGAUAUAAAUAAGGAAUUGAAAAUUACUUACUCAGCAAAUACUUUCGAUUGGUACUAUUGGUCAAAAACUAAACCACCAAAUACUACUUAUCUUGAUAGAAAGUUAUUUUGGUAAUAUAAAUCAUAUAUGGCAUAGAAAUUAUGAUUAAAA
This is a messenger RNA of Habropoda laboriosa, 585 nucleotides long. RefSeq lists its product as uncharacterized. The transcript is spliced from 3 exons. The coding region runs from base 1 to 549 and encodes 182 amino acids. NCBI's taxonomy places the organism in Eukaryota, Metazoa, Arthropoda, Insecta, Hymenoptera, Apidae. Gene Ontology annotation, biological process: mitochondrial respiratory chain complex I assembly. The record is from RefSeq and is a predicted model, not a curated record.